Molecule: messenger RNA, 657 nt
Organism: Nicotiana tabacum (common tobacco)
Lineage: Eukaryota; Viridiplantae; Streptophyta; Magnoliopsida; Solanales; Solanaceae
Source: RefSeq, a predicted model, not a curated record
AUGAACCCUGCAAAAUGUGCUUUCGGGGUCCUUGCCGUUAAGCGACUAGGUUUCAUAUUGAGCCGCCAGGGAAUUUCGCUGGAUCCGUCAAAGAUGGAAGCCAUCCAGGAUCUUCCACCACCAAGGAACAAGAAGGACAUGAUUAGGUUCUUGGGGCAUCUCAAUUACAUCAGCCGUUUCAUAGCACAGUCGAUGGUAAUAUGUGAACCAAUCUUUAAGAUGUUGAGGAAGGAUACUGCAACAAGUUGGACUGAGGAAUGUCAAAAAGCCUUCGAUAAAAUCAAGAAGUAUCUGUCCAAACCUCCUAUGUUGGUUCCACCAGAGCCCGGAAGACCUUUACUGCUAUACAUGUCUGUGUUGGAUGAAGCCUUUAGAAGCAUCUUGAGACAACAUGAUGAGAUCGGAAGGAAAGAACAAGAAAUAUACUAUCUGAAUAAGAAGUUCACACCUUACGAAGCUUGGAAUCCAUGGUUUCAUGCUAUCAGAGAGUACCUGGAAAAGGGAGGGUACCCAAAAAAUGCUACACACACUCAAAAGCGCACAUUAUGGAAGUUAGAUAACCAUUUAUUUCAGAGUGGAGGAAUUCUGUACAGAAGAUCUCCUGAUCUAGGAUUGCUAAGAUAUGUCGAUGCCAAGGAAGCAUCCAAAUUGCUCUAA